AUGUCUCUUGCUCAGCCUUACAGACCAGAAAGUUUUCUCUUUUACAGUGGUGGAAAGUCCAACAGGAACAUGGGCGUGAGAGCAACAGCUGCAAACUUCAACGGAAGCUAUGAUAACUGCCCAUAUGAUUCAAAUUUUUACAUAACAACUCAUGACGACUCCUUUGAUUUCUCUAGACGCUUUAUGCCAUGUGGACCCAAUUAUGAUGGCUUCUGGACUGACACUGUACCUUCUUCAAAAAGGAGAAAGUUCUCCGACUUCUCUUGUGAAAGCACUGGGAGACCCUACCAGCAGCAAUUCAAUUACGAACAUGGGCCUCAAAAUGAGGCUGAUCUUUGGCAACGUGUACCUCCCAAUUUAGUCAGAGAUUUCUGCAAUGGCCCUGUAUUCCGCGACAGCAGUUCAGCUUUUCUUGCCUCAAGUGAUUCCAGUGCUUAUGCUUCAGUUGCCCCCAAACGCGAUCGAUCGAGGUUUGAGGAUGAUGAAGUGGUUUUUAUGUCAAGGGAUGAGAUAGAGAGGUGCUCUCCGUCAAGAAAAGAUGGCAUUGAUGUGCUGCAUGAGACGCGCCUCAGAUACUCCUACUGUGCUUUCCUUCAGAAUCUCGGUCUCCGACUUGAUCUACCACAGACUACUAUUGGGACUGCCAUGGUUCUGUGCCAUCGCUUUUUUGUUCGUCGAUCGCAUGCCUCUCACGACAGAUUUUUAAUAGCUACUGCCACGCUUUUCCUUGCCUCAAAGUCGGAGGAGACAGCACGCCCACUUAAUGAUGUACUAAAGGUGUCUUCUGAAAUUCUUCACGGGCAGGACUUUGCCAUUCUCUCUUUCAUGUUGCCUCUUGAUUGGUUUGAGCAAUAUCGCGAGCGGAUUCUAGAGGCUGAGCAAUUGAUUUUGACUACAUUGAAUUUUGAGCUAGGCGUGCAGCAUCCAUAUGAAUCUUUGACAUCCACUCUUCAAAAAUUAGGCUUUUCGCAAUCUGGUUUUGUGAACCUAGCAUUGAGCUUGAUCAGUGAAGGGCUCAGGAGCUCACUUUGGCUCCAAUUCAAACCUCACCACAUAGCUGCUGGUGCUGCUUACCUUGCUUCCAAAUAUCUAAAUUUGAAUCUUUCUUCGUCUGAUAAUGUUUGGAAGGAGUUCCAUACACCACCAUCUGUACUCAGAGAUGUUGCUCAUCAACUGAUGGAACUAUUUUAA
Molecule: messenger RNA, 1191 nt
Organism: Striga hermonthica
Lineage: Eukaryota; Viridiplantae; Streptophyta; Magnoliopsida; Lamiales; Orobanchaceae
Source: the annotation of a GenBank genome assembly